Messenger RNA from Vicia villosa (hairy vetch), 936 nucleotides. RefSeq lists its product as uncharacterized. The coding region runs from base 65 to 775 and encodes 236 amino acids. Lineage: Eukaryota; Viridiplantae; Streptophyta; Magnoliopsida; Fabales; Fabaceae. The transcript is spliced from 5 exons. The record is from RefSeq and is a predicted model, not a curated record.
CCACUCAUUCACACCUACAAAUCAAAAACCCCUCAAAAAUCGACUCAAUUUCCCUUUCAGCGCAAUGAACUCAAAGCCAAAACCCAAAAAACCCACACCGAUUAGGGUUUUCGGACAACGAUCCAUCACUUCAACAUUCCGCUCUCUCCCACCAAAUCCCUCUCAUGAUUCCGAUGCAAGUUCGAGAAAUCAAGCUUCGCGUAAGAGCGAGUCUGCCCGUUUAUCGCUUUCUCACUUCCUCGAUCGCAAAUUGCAUCAUUCUUCAACAGCCACUCCAACAGUUCCGGGGAAAUUGACGCCUUUUCAAUCACCUUUGGGUUUGAGAAUACCUUCGAGUGAGCAAGUUGGAAGCGUCAAACAAACUGAAGAGGAGGGAAAAUGUGCAACUGCUGAUGAGAAGUUGCUUUUGGGAAUGUUCAAGCAAGAGGGAAAAUGCGACUUUGGUAUUCCGUUAGAUGUUGAUGAGUUAGAAAAUUCAGUGGCAGAUAAUGGUCAAGGAUCUAGGAAAAGGAAAAAUCCUUUUGAAGGUGGAAAUGAGGGCCAAACUGUUCGAAAGCAUGUGGUAGUUCUUGGAGGUGAAUCAAGGUUGAAGCCAAAAAAGCAGAUGAGAAAUGACAUUGAUGGCAAAAAACAAAAACCUUAUAAUCACUAUGCAAAUGGCUGCGGCUGGUGGGACUAUGACAUGGAAGGUGUUGAUAACGAGGCAUUGGGGGUCACUGAAGUAUGGGAGGGAGUGGGAUCUACCACACUUGGAGGUAUAGCUGACUGGCAUUGACGUUGAUAUUAUUAUAUAUGUCUCUGUAUGCCACAAACGUUUGUACUUUGGCUUAGCUUAGCUUUGAUAUUUUAAUACAAUCAUAAACUCAUUUGUCCUGAGAAAGUUCCUCAAUGUGUAUAAAUUCUUAAUUCACUUUGUUCAAUUUUACUCCAAAUCGU